CCGUCCAGAAUCGCUGUAAGAUACGUAACAUUUAAUGAAUGUGCCAUUUGGCGGGAUCACGCGGAGCGGGGGAAAAAAAUGGGGUACGCUCAUAUAGUGGCCUGACAUGUGGGCCUGCCGAAACGGAAGUGUGGACGCCGUCGACGGAGUGAGGACCGAGCCGUGGAUCGAAAAUGGCGCCGGCGUCCUGAUCCGUGGACCAGAUCACCGGAAGGCUGUAGCUCCGUGAGGUCGUGCAGUAAAUGCGUGUAGGUGCGCCGCGCGGUGCCAGGGCAGCUAAGCCGGGUUAGGGUUUUCUUCCCAGGCGGCGGGAGAGUGGGGAUAUCUACUGCGCGAACGGCGGCGGCGGUAUCCAGAUAGCUCGAAGUUCACCGGCGGCGAUGGACUUCCUGCUGCAACCUAUAAACAGAACACUGCUACAGGAGGUGAAUGACAACAACAGCAGUAGGGAGCCGAUGCGGUUCCCGGUGAGUGCGCCGGUGAGCGCGCAGGCUGGUUUAGAUGUGCCAGCGGUGGCAGCUUCAAGUGCAGACGAUCAUAUUUGCCCUGAAGAGGCCCCGGCGGAGGCAAGAAGUGCAGACAAGGAGCAGGGUCCAGAGCAGUCGAUAGAGCAAUUGGACCCAAAAACCCCAGGAUGGACACAAAGAGUGCGUCUGGGUGCUGCUGCUCCAUUCAGGCCUCCUUCUGCAGAUAGAAUAACAGCGUUCGAGAAGACCGUACGCCAAUUUGCAGAGGACCCAGGGGACAUUGUUAUUAUUCCAAAAAUAUGAACAUCAUUCGACACACUCGGUGAAGCAUACGACUUUUACAAUUUAUAUUCUUGGGAAAAAGGUUUUGGCAUCUGAUAUGGAAAGAGCAGGCUGAAUGUGAACCGGACGAAGUGCAUGCAGGAGAUAGUGUGUGAAUGUGCGGGGAAGGCAAUUGUUGAGAACACACGGUCCUGUCGCUGUCAAUGCCCCACACUCGUAAGGUUGUUGCGUUCCAAGGACAAUGGUUGGUACAUAGCAGAGCAUCGGGAUGUGUACAACCAUGCGUUGACUCACACUUAUGGACAAACACUCCACUGGCCAUCGCACAAGCAUAUUGAUCAGUACAGCAGGGACCUUGUGAAGCAGCUAAGGCAAAAUAAUGUCAAUCUGGCAAAAGUGUACAACAUCCUCGGGAGCU
Triticum dicoccoides is the source of this 1167-nucleotide messenger RNA. RefSeq lists its product as uncharacterized. The coding region runs from base 381 to 770 and encodes 129 amino acids. The record is from RefSeq and is a predicted model, not a curated record. The transcript has 4 exons. NCBI's taxonomy places the organism in Eukaryota, Viridiplantae, Streptophyta, Magnoliopsida, Poales, Poaceae.